Gryllus bimaculatus (two-spotted cricket) is the source of this 5020-nucleotide messenger RNA. The record is from the annotation of a GenBank genome assembly. NCBI's taxonomy places the organism in Eukaryota, Metazoa, Arthropoda, Insecta, Orthoptera, Gryllidae.
UGAAAAUACAUUUUAUCAGCAGAUUAUUCCGUGUAGUUUCUUUGAAGUGUGUAAGGUGCUGUGAGCGUUUACCAGUAUUUUAAAUAUUAGUGCAGAAGUAUAAUGUAAAAUAUAUGCUCAACAGGAAAUGUUCACUGAAUCUUUAUGUUAAGGGAAAAGAGAAAAUAAAUAGUUGUAUCAUCACGCGACAUAAUAUACCAAAAGUUGUUGAAAACGUGAUCGACGUUGGCAAGCGUGGUGCAACCAUGGGUCGGGCUGCUUGAAUAUGUGGGAAAACAGCAGACAUUUAUUGCUUUUCUGUGUUGUGUGUGGCGCAGUAGGAUCUUAUUUAUUAUCUGUGUAUGUUUUAUUAUUUGCACUUGUGGCGUGUGUUUGCAUAGUCGUUAACGACUCGAAGUUAUCUGGACAGGCUGUGACUGCGAUCAAAAACUUCACUUUUCCAGUUCCGUGUUGGAUAAAGUCUACCAUCACUUUUCUAAUGAAUAGUUACCAUCUUUCGAAACCAUUGGAAACCGAAUCGGGUUCACGAAGAAGUUCGCCGUAUUCUCCUAAUGUAUCAGUACACAGGAGACCAAGUUGUCGUACUGGUCGUUUUACUUGUUUGGAUGAAAAUACAGACUACGCCAAUCGUAGGAAUGGUAUUGGUCUCUGCAGUCCGAGUCCAGCUUUUAGUAACAAUUAUUCAAACAGUUAUCAUGGCUUUAGAAGGCAUAGUGGGUUUAAUGACUCUGAGAAUUCUUCGAAAAUUGAAGAAUUUUCUACACCACAAACCUCACCUUGGACACGAAGACAGAAUUACAGUGGUAAUGAAUUUAAUAACGUAAGAAGAGUUCAGACAGUAGCCGGACCUCUACUGGCAACAUCAGGUUUAACAAAGAGGAAAUCAAAUGAUUUUGGGUUAUAUGUAGAUGCCAAUAGUCCUGGUUUGGCUAGUCGCAUUGUGCAGUACAGGGAAGAAGGUGCAUCAACCGGUGAUGGUGUGUGGACGCACCAACCACAGUACAACAGCCCUGGACAGUUCCCAAUGGUUCAACUGAGUCACUCUUCGUCCUCAUUGCCUGUGCUGUCUCCACUCAGUAGUCAGAAGGCUUCAAGAAGAUCAGUUAGAGUUAAAAUUGCACCACCAGAUCCCCUGGGGUCUAGAUUGUAUCCUCUUUCAACUAAAAGUAAUGCUUCAUUAUCGUCUACAAUGCAAACAGAUCAAUCUAUGAAGUCUGUGUUAGAAACUUUGAAGGAGAUCUCUCGGAAGAGAAUACAUUCUCAGCUGGAGGAUAAUGACGAUGAUGCUGCAAAGAGGCAGAAACGAUGUGGGCCUCCUGAUGUGUUAGGAACGCAAACAGAUGAUAAUGAUGGUGAUGGGGAAAAUCUAGCGAAGCGUUUGAGAGAAGAGUCCCCUCGUCAACAGGAGCUGUCACCACCCACUCGACCAGCUAAGAGAAUCCGCAAUAAUGAAAUAUUAAGCUCUCUGAGUUCCAGCCGCAAACUCCUCCAGGGAGGAAUUAAACGGAAGACGCACAGCUUGGAUUGGUCAAGGUGUAGCACUCCAGUUCUUGGGAAACAACAGAAAACUGUUAAUGAGGACAUCUUAUCUUCACCUUCCCUUGGACCUAUAGGAACACAACGUUCGACAUCAGGUGCCCAGACUCUCCUGGCUGAUGAUGGCAAGAAGGCUAGUGUGAGACCUUGCAACUUUUACCAUAAAAAUAUAAAGACACCAUUAGAAAAUGAGAGAAGAAAUGUAAACAGCCUUUCAUCAGGAAAUCUUUCAAAUUCUGUGAAAGAAAGUCAGAAGAAUCCGUUACAAACAACACCGGUUGUUCCAAAAGCUACGAAGAUAAGUUCCCCUGUUGAUGAUACUCCGUGGCAAAAAGAUUCUCCUUUUGUCUCAGUAUCAUCUCCUGAUGAUAUUAUAGAUGAUGUUUCAGCACUGGAAGAAAAGAGAGAAGAAGAUCGAAGGUCUCGGCUAAUGGCAAUGAUGACUGUAAUCAGUGGAGGAGAGCCCCCAGUGAAAAGUGCUGUAAAUCCUGGCAAUGCAGGUGCAGGAACUGAUGCAUCAUCAACCUUCAGCCUGGGUGGUUCUUUUACUGUUCCUCCUGUCUCAAAUGCCCACCUACUUGGUGUGUCAUCUGAGAAGCCUUUACUUGUGUCAUCAUCGCCCAGUGGUUGGUCUGCAACUGCUACGUGUUCUACUGCUUCAACUGUUGCAAGUGUAGCUCCUAUUUCCACUCCAAGCACAGAGCCCCUUGUUAAUAAGUCAGUAGCAGAGAACACCAGUUCACCAGGUCUUUUGAGCAAUGUUUCCACAAGCUCUUCGAUGUUUGCAUUUGGCAAUACUACAACACCUCUUGCAAAUACUUCAGUUGCAUCUAAUAAUGAUAUUCAGAAUGCUCCUGUCACUUCUAGUAAUCAGCUACCAGUAGCUCCUGUCUUUGGAUCAUCACCUGCAUCAGUGACCAGUCAAUCCGGUAUAUCUGUUUCUUCACCAAUGGUUUUUGGCUCUGCACCAUUAUUAUUUGGAUCAAAGGUUCCUGUGAAUACAGAGAAUUCCCUUUCUUCAAAUAGUCAGAAUCAACCAGCAGUCAGUUCCACUGUUCUCACCACUUCUGAAAAUAUUUCAUUUGGCAACACUAAGCAAGUCUCAUUUGGAGUUGCCCCGCCUUCAACUACUUCCACUGUAACCUCUCCUGUAACAAGUUCUUCUGUAUUUCAGCUGCGUCCUGCAGCGAGUGGUAUUGGACAAGACAAUUCUGUAUUGUCAUCUUCUAUUGGUUUUAGCUCGGCAGCACCUGUUAUAGCUGCUGCUACUUCUCCUAGUCAGACAAAUGUUUCAAAGGCACUUCCGUUUGGAAAUGUGGAAAAAUCUGCACAGAACUCGAAUAUAACAGUGACUUCUGGUACAUCAUUGUUUGGAAUGCCAGCAAAUCCAUCUGCCACCUCUACUUCACCUCCAACAUCGUCUUUUGUAUUUGGAAGUUCUGGCACAUCAGCACCAGCAACUGGAUCACAAAUAAAGCCAGGGCUUUUCUCUUUUGGUAACACUGCUGUUUCUACCCCUAGCACACUAACAGCUUCAAACUCCAACACUAAAUCUAUAUUUGGCAGUGCCUCGGGAAGCUUUGGUCAAGCUGUGGAAGCUUCAGGUACAAAUUCUGCAGCGCCAAAUCAGUCUUCAAAUGCUCAAAUUGCAGGCAAUAAGAUAGGUGGAUUCGCAUUUGAUUUGGCAUCUGAAAAGACCCCUGUAGGCACAACACCAUCUAGCACAACUACUAAUGUGUUUGGCAACCCCAGUUCUCUACCCAUUAGUAGUGAAUCGAAACCAUUUACAUUUGGUUCUGGCAAGCCAAUAGAGAAUCCUUUUGCAUUGAAUACAUCUCGAACUGAUACUUCUGGUAAAGUCUCCCAGGCACAACCUUCUGCAAAUCCCUUUGGAACACCUACUUCAUUGCAGAAACCAUCUGAGAUAGAGAAGCCCAAAGAAAAUCCCUUUUCCUUUGGUGGAAAUUCAACUGCUUCUCCAGGAUUCUCAGCCCCACAGACUGGUUUCUCUUCCCAGCCUGCUGCCACAUCUACAGCAAAUAAUGGACUUUCCUUCUCCUCUACGAGAGGGUUCUCUCAAUCACAGCCUGGUGGUGGAGGGUUUUCUUUACAAACUGCUGCCACACCAACUGCCACAUUUGGUUCACCAGUCACAACAUCUGUUGCAGCUAAUUCUGCUUUUAGUUUUGCUAGCAGUGUAUCGAAUCCAGCUCCACAGUCGAGUUUGUUUGCUUUUGGUAACAGUUCAGGAACAUCAGAUCCUCAGCCUGGUGGUAUAUUCCCGUUUGGUGGUGGAAGUACUAGUAAUAAUAGUAGUGGCGGUAGUGGAACAGGCACUGGAGGUUUGUUUGGGCAACAAACUGCUCCUACCGGUCCUAUUCAGCCUCAAGCUGUGCAAACACCUGCAGCCGCAGCUGCUCCAACACCAGCCUCAGGCUUUCAGUUUGGGGCUUCAAGUGCCUCCCAAACUCAAGUGUCAGGGGCAUUCAGUUUUGGGUCAACUACAAACCCUACGCCUGCGCCUGCACCAGCGGCAGCACAAGCACCUGCAUUUCCGACUGGAUCGUUCCAGAUGAAUGCUGGUGGAUUUGGAAGUGGACCUGCAAUGUUUAGCAUUGGUUCCGGUUCCACUGCUCCUAGGGCGCGUAGUGCACGGGCAAGGAGGACCAAGUGAUAUCUGAGAUCCACAUGUACACACUGAUCUGUGUCAAGUGAAUUUUGAUUGUAUAAAGAAACUGUGGACAGUGUUAAAGGUGUGUGUGCAGAACAUGUGUUGAAAAUAAAUAAGGGGAUCUUUGUUUUCAAGUAUUCAAUUUUUGUAUGACUAGACUUGCUUAAAGUGAGUGCGUAGAGGAUUGAUGAUUUGAGUUUAUAAUCUUACAUUAUAUGUAGAUUUUUUAAGCAUAUUCCCAGAAUACUAUAAUGCUGUUGAAUUUAUUUUGUGCGAAUGGCUGUUUGAUAUUUUUUUAUGUUGCUUCUGGAUUCAUGAAUCCUUUAAAAAAUUAAAAGAAAAAUAAUAAAUUAGUUAUAAUAGUUUAUCUCGAAUGUGGUUUUGCAAGCUGCUAACCUUGCAUAAUCAAAUACCCAUGAUGCAAAUAAAAUAAAAUAUAUUAAAACUAUUUUUUUUUGUAUUAUGAACAAGUUGAAGUAGAAUGAGCAAUGGCAUUUUUCCAUUGGAGUAGUUUCUUCCAGAGAAUCUAGCAUAAGAUACUAAUGUUAAACACAUUUAACCCUGUGACAAUCCCUAGAAAAUACCUUGAAUCCUAGAAGAGAUUUUAAAAUGUCUAUAAUGGAAUUAAUAAUACUCUUAUGUGAAACUGUUGUAUAUUUUUAGUUAACUAUCCUUUUUUUUCUAUUGUACGAUAAUCUUUCUAUUGAAAAUCCCUCCUCCAAAACAAAAAAUAAAACAAAGUACUUCAAUGUAUAUCAUUAUUUUUAUUAAUAAUAAAAUUUUCAAUGAUAGUGAGAAUCUAAAGCAACAAUU